CUGCAUUUUUUAUACGCUUUGCUGUCGUAAGAUGGGUCUCCUACGCGUUGAAGAAAGCGAUGAGAGUUCCGAAACUGUUCAACGCCCGUUGAUCCAUGAUGCGCAGGGUACUUUCCUGCUCAACACUGAUUUUCCUCAGCAAAAUGGAGAGGAUGAAGACCCGUAUCCGGAAAGUUUCUUUGGGACGAAACCCGGCUUGAACGUCCUGCUUGCCAUUGAUCCAAUUGCAGACGGCGGGAUCACCAGCCUUGCCACAGCUGGACGACCACACCCGCUUAUGCGGGCCUUUUCUACCUCAUUCACCUUCACCACGUUCUCAACUUUUUCCAAUGCAUCGACCCUAUCAGUCCGCAGUUCCGGGAGGACAUUUUUCCUAAAGGAACUGUGCAAACAAGUCGUGGAUAAGCAUUUGUGGCUUCAAACUGCCAGGAUUGUUAGCACAACCUGCUAUGCUGAGCGGCUAUACCUAUGGCUCCUAGCGGAUCGGAUCGGAUCGGAUCCGGAUCAGAAUCCGCGGAUUUUGAGGUUUGAAAUAAAAUCCGUAUCCGGGGGCUAGAAAUCCGCGGAUAUGCGGAUCAACCGCAGAUUGUAGAUAAAAUGUUCCAAAGUUGCAUUUUGUCAGAAUUGUCCUUGACGAGAGCUUUCUAACAAUCCCAAAUUUGUCCAUAUUGGUGGAGAAC
Cantharellus anzutake is the source of this 680-nucleotide messenger RNA. RefSeq lists its product as uncharacterized. The record is from RefSeq and is a predicted model, not a curated record. The coding region runs from base 32 to 556 and encodes 174 amino acids. The transcript has 2 exons. Lineage: Eukaryota; Fungi; Basidiomycota; Agaricomycetes; Cantharellales; Hydnaceae.